Molecule: messenger RNA, 807 nt
Organism: Penicillium soppii
Lineage: Eukaryota; Fungi; Ascomycota; Eurotiomycetes; Eurotiales; Aspergillaceae
Exons: 2
Coding region: 1-807 (268 amino acids)
Source: RefSeq, a predicted model, not a curated record
AUGAUGGGUCGCUUGCGUAAGUCCCUGGCUGGUCCAGGAUAUGUGAUCCUGAAUGCGAUUCGCGUUCUCAAUAUUAUCACUUUUCUCGAUCUCAUCGCGGCUUGUGUGGUCAUGCUCGUCAAAACCAACAUGCUGAACAACUUCUUUUUCUUCGAGGCUGUGACCCAUGCGGUGGUGGCUUUGAUUAGCACUCCCAAUCCUACAAAACUACUUCGACCACCACUGGCCAAUGCUCGGUCAAAAUUCGGGGUUCUACUCUCUUGCUGGAAUCAUGAUGAUCCUGGGCAUCUCGACACUUGGCAAUCUGAACACAAACGCAAUGACCCAGGAGAAAAUCGGCAUGGCGUUCUGGCGUAUCAUCACUUCGGCUGGAGUCCUGGCAAUGAUUGUCAGCGUUCUGAAUGUCCUCGCAGUAAGUCAAUCCCAAUUCAAUUCCCUUUGGUUCCAUAUACUAACUUCCUCCAGAGCUAUAUCUUCAGUGACCCCGAAACAGGCUUCAGUGCUCGCCAAGUCCGGGUCGACGGCGCUGUCGCUCCGCAAAAAGCAAUGAGCCGAACAAGCAGCCAUCGCACCCUCCACCUGAAUACGACGCGUGAGGAAGUUCUUCCCACUUAUACCCCAAACCCCAUCAAGCGCGCUACUAGGCGCCUGACCGGUCGAUUCCCACUCAAGAUCUCAAAGCCUAUAAGCCCGCCUUUUGUUGCGGAGAAUGAUGCUGCUUCUUCGAAGUAUUCCCGCGAUUCGGCUGAGAUUCGUCCUCCUGACUUGGCGCACCACCCUGCCUUGUACACUGGUCAGUAUGUUUGA